UUGCAUUAAAAGGCUCGAAGUCCACUUAGCUGCCUCAGUCUGGGACUCGAAUCCGAGCCACUAUGCUUAUCAAGUCAUCUACGACGGCCGGACGGCAUCGGUCACAUUACAAAUCCUCACCCCAUCUUAUCCGCUUUUAGGCUGCUUUGAGAAAUUUGUAAUGUCCAUAUUACUGCACAUCACCGCUUACGAAAUUUCCCACUGACUGCAAAUUGAAGAUCGCGUUUCUAUGCGUGUGUCUACUCUCCCGGUUCUCCAGAAGGACCCAACCUGAUGCUUGAUAAGCCCAACCUGGAACUUGGUUAAGAGUAAGAUAAGGUCAGUGGACCUCCAGCUUGUACAUGCCCAAGGUUGCCGGCGUCUCCACCGUAUAUACUGGCCUAAUAGAACUUUUAGAUCACCUGGGCAAUAACAUCAUCAAAAAGAGGAACCUGACGAACCAGAGAACAACAUUCCUGACGAAUGGUGGAACUACAUAUGGUCGCCCCGGUUCCUCCAGAUGAAGAACAGUAGCAAUCCUCAAGUCCAGAAAUAUGCAUAUCGGCUAGCCAAAAGUGAUGGAAGUAAAGAAACACUCCUAGCAAUGGGAUGUACAGUGUUGCUUGAAAAGUCGAGCCUAAAUGUAUUGGAAGAACUUCUAAAGGGUUAUCCAGAAGACUUUUCUGAGAACCUCGGAGAUGUCCUGAUAAUGGCAUUCAGGGUUGUUUUAGACUUUUGGAGAGGAUUAGAUAUACUGGUGGACAUUGACUUUGAUGAGCUUUGCAAGUAUGACAUGAUGGCAGUUUUCGAACAUAUCCUGACACAAGUUCCAGUAUAUUACCAAAAUGGAGGAAACUCUGUCACUAAUGAGGAAUUCUUACACGAUUUAUGGGUUUUAGGAACAGAUGUGGUUGUGCCUGAUGAAACGAGAGUUGAGGCCCUUGGACAUGCAGAAAAGUAUUUAACUUUUGAUAAAAGGAUAAAGGAAAUUCUGGAGACUUUGCGUCGUGGGGAAAGAGUGGAUUCUUCUGAAUAAAAUACAAGAAA
Penaeus vannamei (Pacific white shrimp) is the source of this 1026-nucleotide messenger RNA. RefSeq lists its product as uncharacterized. NCBI's taxonomy places the organism in Eukaryota, Metazoa, Arthropoda, Malacostraca, Decapoda, Penaeidae. The record is from RefSeq and is a predicted model, not a curated record.